Messenger RNA from Hemibagrus wyckioides, 1217 nucleotides. RefSeq names its product coiled-coil-helix-coiled-coil-helix domain-containing protein 5. The record is from RefSeq and is a predicted model, not a curated record. Lineage: Eukaryota; Metazoa; Chordata; Actinopteri; Siluriformes; Bagridae. Bases 33 to 413 code for a protein of 126 amino acids. The transcript has 4 exons.
AAGAAGGAAGCGUGAGGGCCAGUUGACUUUGCAUGUGCAUCUAUAAACCAUUCAACCUUCAUCUGGUGCUGAUUUCAGUCCAAGCGUCAAACAUGCAGGCAGCAAUGGACAUUACAGCCAAAUUCUGCCAGAAGGAGAUGGAGGAGUACGGAGCCUGUGUGGCUUCUAAUCCAUCAGCGUGGCAGGAGCAGUGUCACCACCUGAAGGUGAAGGUGGCUCAGUGCACCUCCUCUCAUCCAGUGAUCAGGAAGAUCCGGGCAGACUGUGCCGGAGAGUUCGCAGAGUUUGAGCGCUGCCUGAGGGAAAACCAGUCCUCAGCUCAGGCCUGCUCGUCACACGUGGCACGCUUUCUGGCCUGCGCCAACACUGUGGACAUUACAGGAUUAGUGAAUCCAGAAUCUCAGCCCACAUGAAACCUUCUUCCAUCACUGCGGGAUUAAGUCAUGGACUCUAUUAAUUUAACACGGUUCUACUUGAACACAUUUCAUGUUCACUCACUCACUCACACACACACACACACACACUAUAUUGUAAUAAGUGUUGUGAACUCUACAGAAAGCCGACAGUAAGCUGGGAGAUCCCACGAGUCAGGAAUCAUGUCUGUUUGUACAGUUCAUGCUUAUAUAUAUAUAUUUUUUUAAUGGGAACUUGCAGACCUCAACAUGUUUAAAGUGACUUUAGAUUAAGGUGUCUAAAUAAAAUUUGAUCUGUUUUGAACAAACGGAGUGAAGUGUGUUGAUGGUAGCAUCGUGAUGAGAGUUACUCUUGGUCUUUUGGUUGCUUCACCUGGUCACCUGCCUGAUCUAGGCAGACUGCAGGGUGUUUGGGAUACGCUUUCAUUACCAAACCCUGACUGAAAGUGUUAAUAUAGUCUCAGGUCUGCCUCUGAAUGCAAUUGGUCCACUGCAAAUGAUCCAAAAUGCAGCUGUCUCCCACACCACUCCACUGAUACAAAACACUGACGCUUGCAUACAAAGCUAAGAAUGGACCAGCACCAUCUUACCUCAAAGCUCUUAUCACUCCUCACACUGCACCUCGCUUCCUCAGAUCCACUAGCACUGCUGGACUGGUUCCACCAUCUCUCAGGGUAAGAGGAAGGUAUACAUCUAGACUCUUCUCUGUUCUGGCACCUGGAAUGAACUUCCCCUAGACGUCCAAACAGUCUUCAAAUGAUGGAUGAAGACCUACCUCUUCCUGAAGCACUUAAACUAGCUCUU